Messenger RNA from Corapipo altera (White-ruffed manakin), 5396 nucleotides. It is a transcript of the gene PLEKHH2, whose product is annotated as pleckstrin homology, MyTH4 and FERM domain containing H2. The transcript has 29 exons. Gene Ontology annotation, cellular component: cytoplasm; cytoskeleton. The record is from RefSeq and is a predicted model, not a curated record. NCBI's taxonomy places the organism in Eukaryota, Metazoa, Chordata, Aves, Passeriformes, Pipridae. Gene Ontology annotation, biological process: negative regulation of actin filament depolymerization. The coding region runs from base 57 to 4472 and encodes 1471 amino acids. Gene Ontology annotation, molecular function: actin binding.
GCGCCCACAGCCCGGACGGUGCCCGGCGCGGCGAGCCACGGCCGGCCAGCAUAAAUAUGGCUGAACUUUCAGAGACAGAAGGUACUGUAAACUGGAAGGAAAGAUGUUUAACUUUAGAGUCACAGUUAAUGAAAUUUCGUCUCCAAGCAAGCAAGAUCAGAGAAUUGCUAGCGGAAAAGAUGCAGCAGCUUGAGAAACAAGUUAUAGAUGCUGAUCGUCAAGCAGAGAGAGCAUUUCAGCAGGUGCAGGUCAUGGAAGAAAAAUUAAAAGCAGCAAAUGUUCAAACGAGUGAAUCAGAAACCAGGCUGUAUAAGAGAUGUCAAGAUCUGGAGAUCCUGAUACAAGAUAAAAAUGACAUAAUACAAAAAUUGGAGAAACAGCUUGAAGAACAGAAGCAAAUAAGACUGCAAGAAGCAAAAAUCAUAGAAGAAAAAGCAGCUAAAAUAAAAGAAUGGGUGACAGUCAAGCUUCAUGAGUUAGAGGUGGAAAAUCAGAACCUUCGCUUGAUCAACCAAAAGCAAACCAAAGAGAUGAAAACAGUACAAUCUAAACUGCAAGAGGUUACUGGCAAGAAAUCUGUUACUUCGACACAAAAACCUGGAGAGUGUCAGCGACUAAGCGGUUUGACUUUUGGAUGCUUUUCAAAUAGAGCAAGAAGUCCUCAACCAUCUCCUAAGUUUGAAGAAAUAAGCAAGUCUUCAUCUAAAGAGCCAGACUACACUGAAGGCAAAAACAUGCCAGAGAAGGAUAUCCUGGAAACUACCUUUGAUAGUCCUGUACAUGAGACAAAUAAAGGUCAGAAGUCAUUGCAACAAAGUUCCUCUGGUUCAGAGCAGAAAAAAAUUGUGAGAACAAGCUGUUCAUCCAAAGAUAUAGACAGUGACAUGUCAAAGAACUCGUGCACUACCGGGAGUGACUGGAGCUCAGAUGAGGAUGGAGGAGACAAUAAAGGACUGAAAUCCAGGUGUGCAUCGACUCUUUCAAGCCACACAUCUGAAGAGAAUGCAAGGUACAGUAGAGUGGGAAGUGAAAUGUAUUUGACAGCAUCUGAUGACAGUAGUUCUCUAUUUGAAGAAGAGAGUUUUGGUGUUAAGAGGACUCAGCAAAAGAAGUUAUACUCCUGGCAGCAAGGAUCCCAAAGAAAAGGCCAGAACAAUCCGGGUGGAAAGUGCAACUCUGACUUCACAAGUAAAAAGAAAGACCAAGAUAGUUCUUCAGAUGAACUGAAUAAGAAAUUUCAAUCUCAGAGGCUAGAUUAUUCAUCCUCAUCCAGUGAAGCAAAUACCCCAAGUCCAAUUUUAACCCCUGCUCUGACACCCAGACACCCAAUUCUAGCAUCUUCUGCAGGUUCUCAAUGCACAACUCCAUCAAAUUCUCCCUCAAAUUUGCCACCUCCUAAGUUACGGACUCCUAAUGUUUUUAGUCUGAAUUCACCGUUAGCAAAGAAACACCUAAGUCAGCCCCAGCUGAGUUCUGACAGAAUGUUUGGUAGAAAUAGAAAUGCCAUAAGCAUGAUACGUCCAUGGAGACCUCAGGAAACAGACAUAGAUCUGGUGGAUGGAGAAGAUACUGAUAUUUUCGAGAAAAUGGAGAUUGGCUGUGAUGAAGGAGUGUUUACUUAUGACUGCACUGAAGCACAAAAUGCUGAAGUCCAGGAACCUUGUGAAAUGACAAAAAAGGGUGCUAGCAACAAACCUCCAACCCCUCCAUUACAUCGAUUUCCUUCCUGGGAAAGCAGAAUUUAUGCUGUAGCCAAAUCUGGUUUAAGGAUGUCUGAAGCUUUCACCCUGGAAUCUCGUAAUAAAAGUGCUGUUUCACUAACUUCAUGCUCCGUAUCCGGAUUAUAUACAUCUCUGAUAUAUAAGAACAUGACCACUCCUGUCUAUACCACUUUGAAAGGGAAAGCAACUCAAAUAAGCAACAGCCCAUUUAUAGAUGAGUCAUCGGGAUCAGAGGAAGAAGACAGCUCUCGGUCCAGCUCAAGGACUUCUGAGUCUGAUUCUCGAAGCAGAAGUGGUCCAGGUAGUCCUCGGGCUAUGAAACGAGGUGCGUCUCUGUCUUCUGUGACCUCGGAAAGCGACUAUGCUAUUCCUCCAGAUGCAUAUUCAGUAGAUACAGACUAUUCAGAGCCAGAGCAGAAACUUCCUAAGACCUCGUCCUCAUCUAGUGAUAAUGGAAAAAAUGAACCUUUGGAAAAAUCUGGAUAUCUGUUAAAAAUGGGUGGUAAAGUAAAGACCUGGAAACGACGGUGGUUUGUCCUUAAAGGAGGCGAAUUACUAUAUUACAAAUCUCCACUGACCACAGAAAAACGAACAUACUACCUGACUGCCGAUUCUCCCAACAUCUUAGAAGAAUGGAUCAAAGUACUACAGAAUGUUCUUAAAAUACAGGCUGCCAGCCCACUCUUCAUAAAGUCUGAAAUCAAGCCAACCAUGAAAGGAUUACUUACAAAGGUGAAACAUGGAUAUUCCAAAAGAGUUUGGUGUACCCUAGUUGGAAAAAUUCUGUAUUAUUUCCGUAAUCAAGAAGACAAGUUUCCUCUUGGCCAAAUCAAGCUUUUUGAGGCAAAGGUUGAAGAAGUUGAUAGAUCCUGUGAUUCUGAUGAAGAUUAUGAAGCUAGUGGUCGCAGUUUAUUAUCAACCCAUUACACUGUUGUUAUCCACCCCAAAGACCAAGGACCCACCUAUCUUCUUAUUGGAUCCAAACAUGAGAAGGACACAUGGCUUUAUCAUCUGACAGUUGCAGCUGGAAGUACCAGUGUAAAUGUUGGAUCUGAGUUUGAACAACUUCUUUGCAAAUUAUUAAAUGUGGAAGGAGAUGCCACUUCUCAGAUUUGGAGACAUCCUACCCUUUGCCAUAGUAAAGAAGGAAUUACUUCCCCUCUUACAACAUUGCCAUCAGAAGCCUUGCAAACCGAAGCAAUUAAAUUAUUCAAGACCUGCCAGUUGUUUAUAAAUGCUGCAGUUGACUCUCCUGCCAUUGAUUACCAUGUAUCUUUGGCCCAAAGUGCUUUGCAGAUCUGCCUCACACAUCCUGAACUUCAAAAUGAGAUCUGUUGCCAGCUUAUUAAACAGACUAGACGUCGACAUCCACAAAACCAGACAGGACCAAUACAGGGAUUGCAGCUCUUGGCUCUCUGCGUUGGACUCUUUCUGCCCCAGCACCCAUUCCUUUGGCUUCUUAAACUUCAUUUAAAGAAGAAUGCAGAUUCCAGGACUGAGUUUGGGAAAUAUGCAAUCUAUUGUCAGCGAUGUGUAGAACGUACCCAGCAGAACGGAGACCGAGAAGCAAGACCUUCCAGGAUGGAAAUCCUUUCCACUCUUCUUAGAAAUCCCUACCACCAUUCACUGCCCUUUAGUAUUCCAGUUCAUUUCAUGAAUGGCAUAUAUCAGGUUGUUGGGUUUGAUGCCUCUACCACAGUGGAGGAAUUUCUGAACACUCUGAACCAAGAUACAGGGAUGAGGAAACCAGCUCAGUCAGGAUUUGCACUGUUUUCUGAUGAUCCCUCUGGCAAGGAUAUAGAGCACUGUCUUCAAGGAAACAUCAAGAUCUGUGACAUUAUUUCAAAAUGGGAGCAAGCCUCCAAAGAACAACACCCUGGGAAAUGUGAAGGCACAAGGACUGUACGCCUUACUUACAAAAAUAGGCUUUAUUUUUCAGUUCAAGUUCAUGGGGAGACAGAGAGAGAGAAGCUGCUGUUAGUAUAUCAGACAAAUGAUCAAAUAGUCAAUGGACUUUUCCCAGUAAACAAAGAAUUAGCGAUGGAAUUAACAGCUCUUUUAGCCCAGGUAGAGAUUGGAGAUUUUGAACGGCCUUUCUCAACUCCAGCAGGGCAAGUUACUUCCCAGUCCAAGUCCAACCAAACAUUAAAACAAGUUUUGGAGAGAUUCUACCCUAAGAGAUACAGGCAAGGUUGUUCAGAGGAACAACUAAGACAGCUUUGUCAGCGAUUGUCUACAAGAUGGAUGGCUCUCCGGGGGCACAGUGCUGCAGACUGUGUGCGCAUUUAUCUCACCGUAGCCAGGAAAUGGUCUUUCUUUGGUGCCAAACUGUUUGCAGCAAAACCUCUGUCAAUAUCCUCAGAUGACAAGUCCUUCAUAUGGUUUGCUGUACAUGAGGAUGGCAUAAGCAUCCUGGAUUACAGUUCUAUGCGAUUAACGGUUACAUAUUCAUAUAAGAGCCUGAUGACUUUCGGAGGCUAUCAAGAUGAUUUUAUGUUGGUUGUUAACAAUGCUCUGACAAAGGACAGAACAACUGAAAAACACCUUUUUGCCAUGACAAAACCAAAGAUUCUUGAGAUCACUCUACUGAUUGCCAGCUACAUUAACAACUUUCAUCAGCUGAAAGGAGCUGCUCAUCACCUCUCUGCUCCAGCGUUACUGGCACCUCAAAGUGGACAGAAACUCAAGGAAAUGGGGAGUCAGCCACUUCUUGCAAUCAACAGACCAACUAAAUGUCCCACUUUGUUAUGAAAGAAUUAUGUAUCAUGAUAAUCUUCAUUAGAGGGUUUCUACACUGAUAGAAAACCUUCUGAUGUACAAGACAUAGAGCAUAAGCAGGUCCAUAAACAAAAGAAAGGUGGACAGGUUUAUAUUCAUUUCAGAGGCAUGUAACAGGAGUAGCCCUUUAAUUAAAGCCCUGGCCUGAACUGGAAUGAUGAUGAGCCACUUUAGGGAUUAUGCUUUACCGGUGGUCACUUGUGCCCACAAUUGUUCCCUGGCAUUGGGAACAAUUGUCUAGAUUUUAAUAGAUUUUUCCAGAUAUAUACUCAGGGACCAAACUCUCUUCAACUCUCUUCACCUGUUCAUCUCUAUUUUUCAAAAUUAUACCAGUUGUAUAACCUUCAUUUUGAAAAGGAAUUUUGUUUAAAAGAACAGUCAAAUACAAAACAAUUUCCACUUCCAGAACUAUUUUUAUCUGCAAUACAAGCACCGUGGGACUAAAAAGAACGAAUUGUGUGUAAUUGUUUCUCCUCUAAAAAAACCCCAAGCAUAAGCACAUCGUGUAACUAUUACAAAAAAGAGUAUUCUCAUGAUACACUCUAGGCUUUGUUACACAGCUGUUUUACUUGGCAAAUCUUCAGCCUUGGUCUGGUCAAUUUCUAAAUAAACCCUCUCUGCUCCAGCCUUUUGAAAAAAUCUAAAUUGUAAGGGCACUGGGUUUUAGUAUAGUUUUGUUAAACAAGAUCCUGUACCUAAUUUCUUUAAUCCAGAAUAAUAAUAUAAUGCAGAUGGCAAGAAUGACUCACAAUUCAAAACACAAGAAUAACACAGAAAACCAUUGCUCGAACUGUUGUGAGUAAACUUGGAGACAUACAAAAUCCAUGUAUAAUAUGUUUAAUGUAUAUACAUUGAGUCAUAAUAUUAUUUUGUAAAAGUCAUGGUUUUUGGUUUUAA